Messenger RNA from Moneuplotes crassus, 1421 nucleotides. The record is from the annotation of a GenBank genome assembly. Lineage: Eukaryota; Ciliophora; Spirotrichea; Euplotida; Euplotidae.
AAUUAACUUAAAAAUGUUCUGAAGUCUUACUUCAAAGUACUCUUCAAGAGGGUAUGCCCACAGAGGUUUUAAGAGUACUGGCAGUCAUGGAAGACUUGGAAAAGGGAUUUCAAGCAGGAUCAAGCAAAGAGCUAUUAAAAUCUGUCAAGAGAGAGCAGUUGCAGAAAAGAGACAGAAGGAGAAAGAAGUGAAGCUAGAGCUUUCUUCUGAAACAAGGUCCAUCUUAAAUCCUGAAACCGAUGAUUCUGAGCCAAAUCCUCAUUCAGUCACUCAAUCUUCCAGCUACAAAAUCAACUUGAAUGAUGUAACAUUAGACCAGAAAAUAGUGGACAGCGGUCUUAAAAUUCCUCUAUCAAAGACCAUUCCAGGCUCAGAUUUGACUGUUCAUAUUCCAGGCAAGAAAUUAGUGACAAGCAUCCAGAUCUUCUUCAAAGGUCACAAAGAAAAGCUCAUCUCUGAAGGAGUCUUAGUAGAGCAGUACAGGAAUAAUCAUAUCAACGGCCAUCUAUCUACCAAAUAUGUGGUACCGGUAGAGAUGGAGAAGAUGGUGCUGGGAGUGGAGAUAGAAGUGCCCGAUAUAGAUCAGAUAGGGUAUACUAGAACAUACUGGGGAGAGAGUUAUUAUAAAUAUACUAUUUUUAGUGCAGGUUUUAAUAAGUUAGUCUGUGCUGGAAUCAGACUGAAAUAAAGCAGUGAUUGAUAAGAGCCAGGUGAGGAAAUCAGGAAGUAAAACUAUUGAAGAGAAUCCAGAAGAAACUAAACUAGCUCCUCCUGAUCCCUUUUGCUCCUUGAAUGAAAUUAAGAUCUCUACUAAGUUGCCAGUGAAUAAUUUGGAAAGCUUUAAGAAAGCAGUGGCUCCACUUAGUUCUUAUAAGUCAAAGGAUGGAUCAUUGAAGGCUAAGUUUGAGUGGUACUCCAAAUGUUCAUAUGAAGGGCAAGAGGUUUCCUUCUAUGGUUAUAAUGAUUACCAUCAUAUGGUCGAAUGGAAGGAAGUAUUCAUUCCAUCCCUCCAGAGCCUCAGCAUCGUGUAUUAUGAAAAUGAAAAUAAGGAGAAAACAGGAAAAUUUUAUGAAGAAUCCCAGCCUCUUUACAGAAGAACUGCUUUGUAUGACAAGAUAGAAGAACUUGUUGAAAAAUGGGAAAUCCAGGAUCUUCGUGUUGAAAAUCUGGACAGAAGAUUGUGCCAGAUUGGAAUCGAGUGGAAGCUGUAUCCAACGAAAUCAUAUACAGGCUUUAAGACUAAAUCAGCAAGUACUGGAGAUGAUAAUGUCAUAUUGACUUUUCAUCAGCUUGAUUUUGAAAGCUAUAGAAUGACUCCUAUUCCUCUUCUGGAGAUAAAGUAUGAUGGCAUCAACACUGAAGAGUUUUGGACUUGGGAGCUAAAUCCAGAAUUCACUGGCUACUAAUUGAUUCCUUAUUCU